Molecule: messenger RNA, 2261 nt
Organism: Megalopta genalis
Lineage: Eukaryota; Metazoa; Arthropoda; Insecta; Hymenoptera; Halictidae
Source: RefSeq, a predicted model, not a curated record
UCAUAAUUUAGUAGACUAGUCCAUCUGUCAUACAACAAAAAAUCAAGUCGUUUAACCCAGUUUUAAAAAAGUUUAGCGUUUUUCAUGAAUAUGUUGAUAUAUGUAUAUCUUAGACACAAGUUCGUUGAGUUUGAAGUCAAAGCUGGUCAAAAUCUUACAUAGUAUUUUAGUACAUACAGUAAUUAUACGGUUACACCUAAGUCACAAUUAAGAAAAUUGAAUUUUGAUUUUAUAAAUGAACUCGAUUUUUAUAAAAUUUAUUGAAAUUUAAAUAUUUGUUCGGUAUUUAUUUUUCUAUAGCGUAAGUAAUCUCGUUUAAAGAUCGUACACUUACUGCUUCAUUCCAUAGUCUGCAUUGAAAAUGCAUAUGCUCAACAAUACAUAAUACACAUAUUGCAUACCAUUUACCAAGUGAGACAUUAUAGUGAGUGUUAAUGCAAUGAAACUCACCCUAUUUAACGAGAAUGACUCUAUACUUUUAGUAGGAGAGGGUAAUUUUUCAUUUUCUGUUGCACUAUUCCAACUUAAUUUAAAUAUUACGAUUAGUGCUACAUGCUAUGAAGCUGAUAUUAGUGAAGAUGUUGGAAAGAAAAACAUAGAAUAUCUAUUGUAUAAUGGAGUUCAAGUACUAUUAGAUGUUGAUGCAACGAACUUAAAAAAAGAUCCGAUGUUGGCAACAAAAUUAUUUGAUAAAAUUAUCUUUAAUUUUCCACAUGUGGGUGGUAAAAUGCGAAUAGAAAAAAAUAGAGAAUUGCUAAAACAAUUUUUUAUCAGUGCAACAGAAUUAUUAAAAAAUAAUGGUCAAAUAUUAGUUACUUUGUGCAAUGGUCAGGGUGGCACAUGCGUUGAUAAUCCACUAAGACGUUGGGAUGAUUCAUGGAAAAUUACAGAAAUGGCAGCAUAUGCAAAUCUUAUAUUGAGUACAAUUGAACCAUUCUCAUGGUCAUCCUUUCAAACUUACAUAGUAACUGGAUAUCGUAGUUUAGAUAAACAAUUUCACUCUGAAAGAGCCUUAACUCAUGUGUUUGUUAAGUCUGAGCCUCCAAGUGCACAGAACAUUGCUCCCAAAAAGAAGAUAAAUAAUAUUUCUCUGCAUAAUGAUCGUUUUUUAUGGAAAAAUAUUUCUCAACUAAUGAAUAUAUCAAAUACAAAUCCAUCCAAAAAUGUGUUUAAAACAUUUUGUACCUCUAAAUGGUUGCAAAUUGAAGAAAAUGUUCCUAAACCAUUGCGCAAUAUGAAGCCAAAGUCAGAAGGAAAUACAAAAAAACAAUUUCUUGAUAUGAAGCAAAUAAAAACUGUUGGAGGUAAAGGUGGCGAUGGAGCAAUAUCAUUUGCACAUUUAUGGUCUAAUGACUGUGCUGGACCUGAUGGAGGAGAUGGUGGGCAUGGUGGUCAUGUAAUUUUUCAGGCACAAGAAAAUAUCAAAGAUUUUUCGCAUUUAGACAGUGUUCUUACAGCCAAAGAAGGAGAAAAUGGUCAAGGUAGAGAUUGUUUUGGAAAAAAUGCUAAACAUACCAUAGUAGAGGUUCCCAUAGGUACUAUAAUACGAAACACCAAAGGAAAAAUUAUAGGUGAUUUAAAUAGCAAAGGAUCAAUGUUUAUUGCCGCACGAGGUGGUGCUGGUGGUCAUGGGAAUACAUACUUUAAAUCUGAUGUACACCAAGCACCAACCAUAUCUGAAUAUGGUGCACAAGGAGAAAACUUACAGUAUAUGUUAGAACUUAGAAGUAUGGCACAUAUUGGAUUGAUUGGACUUCCCAAUGCUGGUAAGAGUACUUUAUUACGAGCCAUAACUAGAGCCAGACCUAAGGUAGCUGCAUACCCAUUCACUACUUUGAGACCACAUUUAGGAAUGAUAUUAUAUGAUGAUUAUGAACAAAUUGCAGUGGCUGACUUACCAGGACUUAUAUCUGAUUCCCAUAAAAAUAGAGGUCUCGGUAUACAAUUCCUUAAACAUAUUGAACGUUGCAAAACAUUAUUAUUUAUUCUUGACGUAACAUGUGAUAAACCCUGGAUAGAUUUUGAAACCUUAAAAUAUGAAAUUUCACAGUUUAAUGUGAAGUUAAAUGAAAGAUCGAUUCUUAUUGCUGCAAAUAAGAUAGAUUUACCAAAAGCGAAGGAAAAUUUUGAAAUACUUACAAAAAAAGUUAAUUUACCAAUUAUACCAAUUUCUGCUAAAAUGGGUACAAAUAUAUCUACUUUGUUAAAAGAAAUAAGAAUCUUAUACAAUGCACAGAGAGAAGAAGAGGAAAACAUGUUGG